AUGAGCUUCAACUUUGGGUCAGCUGCAGACUUCGAGCCCCGGCCUUCAGAUGCCUCACCCAUCUCUACUCCCCGAAUAGGAUCUUAUCCCAAUUUCUUACGGAAUAUAGACAACCCAGCAGGUGUGGGCAUGGGAGUCACCUCUAGGCCUCAGAGAGACCUUGCCGUAGCAGCUAACAGGCCAUACACCCCUUCAGUAAGGCCACCUCUGCGAUUAACUCAUGGAAUCAGCAGCUUUGCAGCACCUACCAACGAACAAGAUGUUCGCCACCUCGGGCUUUCACCUGAUGGCUACGACGACUGCCCCCCAAGUCCAAUGAAUAGAUCUUCCCACUUUUCUGGCUCAGGACCUGCUUAUUCGACCUCAAAUGAGGAUGUUGAUGAACUCAAUGAGUUUGAUGGCCGCCAAGAGCUGACAGUCCCCAUCUUCAACAGCAGUAUGCAGCCCAACCAAGUACGCGAAAUCAAGGGCAUGGUUAUGCUUGCUCGUAAUAUGGAAACAGAGCCACUUAAACUUCAUCUUCUUACACAUGCAGCCAUAUGUCGCUCAGAAAAUAAAUAUGCCUCCAACAAUUCGCAGUCUUCUUCUGUUAAAGAAGUGGUUGAUGUCGCCAUGAAUCAGCUUUCAAAGCAUGUGGAAAUACCGGCUGAUACAAAGAACGUUCUUCGUAUGAUUGCGCGUGAUGAAUGUGCAAAUCCUACAUGUAGUUCCUACGGCGAUGUGGGGAUUGCAGUCUGGGCAAGAUGCAAAGCCGAAGCCAACAUGCAUGACCUGACUGAGAUGCUGUCGAAGACUAAGUCUGAGACGGCUCUGAAGAAAGCAGCAAAAGCUGCAGGAAACAAGAUUCUGCAGCAAUUUCGCGAUGAUAUAAUGACGACCAUCGUUGUUGAUGAGAGUGGAAAGAUAACACGCUGCUCCCUGCUCUCCCUAUUGCAGCCAAUAGUAACGGAACAACAACUGGACGUGCCCCUCUGGCAGAGGUUCCUAAUAACGCCCACAGUGUUCCUAGAGUUUCGGGGGUAG
This is a messenger RNA of Lentinula edodes (shiitake mushroom), 1023 nucleotides long. RefSeq lists its product as uncharacterized. The record is from RefSeq and is a predicted model, not a curated record. NCBI's taxonomy places the organism in Eukaryota, Fungi, Basidiomycota, Agaricomycetes, Agaricales, Omphalotaceae. The transcript has 8 exons. The coding region runs from base 1 to 1023 and encodes 340 amino acids.